Molecule: messenger RNA, 1122 nt
Organism: Colletotrichum karsti
Lineage: Eukaryota; Fungi; Ascomycota; Sordariomycetes; Glomerellales; Glomerellaceae
Exons: 2
Coding region: 1-1122 (373 amino acids)
Source: RefSeq, a predicted model, not a curated record
AUGUUGGCGAACGUUGUCAUCGUUAUUCUCGCCGCCGUGACGGGAUCGGUGCUGGGCGGCAGCCGGGCUUGGGAGGCUCCUCUCCACCAUGAGGUGCAGCUUGACCGCGACCGUUUUGCACGCAUUGCCGUUGACGAGGCCGGUUACGCCAUUCGCCGUGUAUCUCAUAACGACACCGGCAACAACAACAUCAACAAGCGCUGGUUUGGCGUACGAGCGGGCGCUGGGCCGAACCCCACUAGGCUCUGGCCUGACAAGACCAUCAGCUACUGCUACGAUACACCCGAAAGCCAGGCUGUGCUCGAUGAACCCUUUCAACUAGCUAUCAAGAUGUGGUCGGCUGGAUUCGAGGACGGCUCCGGAGGCCUGGACCCGAUGACGUUCAAGUACCAGAUGGUGGCGGCUGCGGGCACCGCGUGUACGAGAAAUUCGCAGCGCGACAAAAUCCUGGUCGUUUCUCUCGGCAACGCGCUCUCCACGACGGUCGGGCGCCCGCUGCUGAACGCGAAUAACCCCGAUGACAGGGGCCCGAGCAUGAUACUCUCGACGAACGACAACGUAGAGCUUGGAGGUACGGUGUUCGGCGAACAUUGGGACUGCCAAGCGCUCAAGGAUUUCGUCACUGUGCGCGGCAAGAUCUUCGCCAAGCACGGCGCGAUCAAAGGGCAAGAGAAAGUGGACGAAAUGUGUGUAAGCCAAGCCGUCGCUGUCGAAUGGGGGUUCUCGGCCUCCGACUGGCUUCCCAUCAAGGCAAACUACAUACACCCCAGAAGUGUCCCGCUCACCAGAGCAGGCUAUAAACACGUGGACUGGGAGUCCAUCAUGCUAUACCCCUCGGGCGCGGGCGGUGGCGGCUCGGCGCGCCCCCCGACGAACCCGUCCGAGAAUCCGGACGUGUACGACCAGCGCACACCCGUGCUGCUUCGCAACGACGGCUCAAAGAUUCGCACAAACGCCAUCCCCUCCAAGGGCGAUGUGGCGGGCAUCAAGUAUCUGUAUGAGGGACCCGUGGUCGCGGCUGGGGGUUACAUUCUGCCCAACGACAAGAAGCACAAGCGGUUCCCCAACUUCAUGAAGGACUUGAUGGGUAAGAAGGGCAAGUCGUGCGAGAACCCUAGUUAG